Messenger RNA from Clonostachys rhizophaga, 774 nucleotides. Lineage: Eukaryota; Fungi; Ascomycota; Sordariomycetes; Hypocreales; Bionectriaceae. The record is from the annotation of a GenBank genome assembly.
GACAUUGAUUAUUCCAUGUAUGUGCUUAAUGUCGACCUUUGGAACGAUCUUGCAUCCCAGGAGGUGAACCUGUGCCGGCAACCUUCAUCGACGGAUUCUGCUACAGUGUCCUAUGCUCCUCAAGUUGUGACAAACGGUCGCGAAGUUGGCUAUGCGCCAGUUGGCUAUGCUCAGGAAUAUCAUCAAUCGCAACCUAUCUACAACCAAGUUACCCAAUUUCCCCCAAUCACUGACGACCCGAACCCGUCUUACCCAGCCAAUGGCAGAUAUCUACCUGCUCAAGAGUUUUUCCCCCGGCAUAACUAUCCGGGCGACUCCAGUGCUCCGCCCAUGACACCUCAUGCCGAAUACGUGGAUAGCAAUGGCGCUUCUGUGUCUUACAUUAAUGAUCAAUGCAAGGGGGCUCUUAAUCGGAACUUGAUCGGUAGUGUAGCCGCCAGCGCCUUUUGCCUCACUGAUACACAUGAUCGGGAAGGCAUCUGGUUUGUUCUUCAAGAUCUUAGCGUACGGCUAGAAGGAACAUAUCGACUCAAAUUCUCCUUCAUCAACGUCGGAAAACCUAGCUCCACAGCUGGACAACAAUCGACAGUGAUCAAGGGCAAGGCUCCUAUUUUAGCAUCUUGUUUCAGUGCGGCGUUUACCGUGUAUUCGGCCAAGAAAUUCCCUGGCGUAUGUGAGAGCACAUCGCUGAGUAAAACCUUCGCCACCCAGGGAAUCAAAAUCCCGAUUCGUAAAGAUGGAAACAAGGGUGGUGACGACGACGACGGUGACUAA